GGCAAACCUGCUCCACCAAUUUUUAGUAGGUGAUAAAACGUCAGACGACUCGUCCAAGUAAACAAUAUGAUUUUCCCUGAAAAUACGUAUUGUUUGGCAGUUUUCCUUGCCUUAUUACAAUCAGUUUUAUUCAUUGAAGGUGCGAAACAGAAAUAUGUGACGUGUGGCUCCGUUGUAAAACUGCUGAACACAGACUAUAGAGUCCGACUGCAUUCUCACGACGUGAAAUAUGGUACCGGAAGCGGACAACAAUCUGUAACGGCUACGGAAAUACAGGAAGACAUAAAUAGCCACUGGAUUGUAAAGGGGCCCACUGGUAAAUCAUGCACUAGAGGUGAACCUAUAAAGUGUGGCAGUGUUGUGAGGCUGGAACAUAUCGAAACCAAAAAGAAUUUGCACUCGCAUCAUUUCUCCAGUCCCUUGAGUGGUAACCAAGAGAUUAGUUGUUAUGGGGAUAAUGGAGAGGGUGACACUGGUGAUCACUGGACUGUUAUUUGCUCAGGCGACAGUUGGUUAAGAGAUGACAGUGUUAUGUUGAAACAUGUGGACACCAGUAUGUACUUGUCAACCUCUGGUAGAACUUUCGGAAGGCCCAUCAAUGGUCAGAUGGAAGUUGUGGGUGUUUCAUCUUCAUCUGGUUCUGUACAUUGGCAAACUAUGGAGGGCGUUUAUUUGCAUGCACCUGAUAUCAUGGCCCACAAAACUGUGCACACUGAACUAUAGUGAUCUAGUUUUAAAUAGAUUAAUUUUGUACAAUUUGUAAUUUAUUUAUUUGUAUAUUUGUGUGAUUUAAUUAAAGUUUUUAAGACCUC
This is a messenger RNA of Aethina tumida (small hive beetle), 812 nucleotides long. Its product is annotated as stromal cell-derived factor 2. The coding region runs from base 67 to 723 and encodes 218 amino acids. The transcript has 3 exons. The record is from RefSeq and is a predicted model, not a curated record. Lineage: Eukaryota; Metazoa; Arthropoda; Insecta; Coleoptera; Nitidulidae.